AGGGCUUCCAGUGACCGUGGCCUCUGGUUUGGUUCUCUGAGAAACUCUACUCUUGGCUCUGCUCUCCACUCUCCAAGCAGCCAGGGAGCCAAGGAGACGGAGAAGGGUCUCCGUAGUUGGCCAGCUGCCCUCUGUGCUGGGCCGCUGGCUCAGGAGGAACCAUGAAAUGCUGGAUUUGGAUACUAGGCCUUUUGCUGCUUCUGACCCAGAGUGGGGCCCAGCCUGAGGCUAGCAGGAGCAGGACGGAGUCCCCAGCCUUCAAUGUGACUGGAGAAAGACGUGUAGAACAAGAGACUCUAGAACCCCGAGUGUUCACCGAGGAUGGCCAGCUAUGCAGCUUUCCUUUCCGCUAUGGUGGGCGGAUGCACCAUUCUUGCACCUCUAAUGCUGGGUCCUUGAAGAAAUGGUGUGCAACCACACACAAUUAUGAUCGGGACCGGAGGUGGGGAUAUUGCAUCAUGACGCCCAAAGAGAACACAAGCAGCCUGGAUUACUGCGCCUCCAGCCCUUGCAGAAAUGGGGGGUCCUGCUCCAACUCCCAAGACUUCACUUCUUAUCACUGUGCCUGCCCUGAGGAAUUCACUGGCAAGGACUGUGAAAUGGAGAAAUGCUUUGAUGACACCCGUUAUGAGUACUUUGACAUAGAUGAAAGUUGGCCUCGAAUCCAUCAAGGGGUCGUAGAGUGGUGCAAUUGUUCCAGGGCUCACAUUGACUGUGAGAAAAUCCGGUACACAGCCUGUAUAAAUAACCCGUGCCUCCAUGACAGCGUCUGUAGAAUGAUUGUCUCCACUGGGAAGACCAUCUGUGCUUGCCAAGGGCACUACACAGGGAAAUACUGCAACAUUGUUCCUGGAGAGACCUGUUACUUGGGUAAUGGCACGGAUUAUCGAGGCAUUGCCAAGAAGACCAUCUCAGGCCAAAGCUGUUUGCCCUGGAAUUCAGACUUGCUGUAUCAGGAGCUCCAUGUGGACAGUGUGGAGAAGGCUGUACACCUGGGGCUGGGCCCUCACUCCUACUGUAGAAAUCCUGACAGCGAUGAGAAGCCAUGGUGUUACAUCAUGAAGGACAACACUCUGUCCUGGGAAUACUGCAACAUCUCAGCCUGCGUGAACAGUCCGAGGAGUGGAGCUCGAACCAACCUGGAAUUUUUCAAGGUUCCUGAGAUUUCUCAGCCCAACAGACGGGCUUGUGGGAAGCGGCACAAGAAGAGGACGUUCCUGAGGCCUCGAAUUAUUGGAGGCUCAUCCUCCUUGCCAGGAUCCCACCCGUGGAUGGCUGCCUUGUACAUUGGGGAGAGCUUCUGUGCCGGAAGCCUCAUUCACUCCUGCUGGGUGGUAUCAGCUGCUCAUUGUUUCUCCAACAGUCCACCCAAGUCAAGUGUCACAGUUGUCCUGGGCCAGCAUUUCUUCAACACAUCCACAGAUGUGACACAAUCAUUUGAAAUUGAGAAGUACAUUCUGUAUCCAUUGUACUCUGUCUUCAACCCCAGCAAUCAUGACCUUGCUCUGAUUAGGCUGAAGAAGAAGGGUGAUCGCUGUGCUACAAAGUCCCAGUUUGUCCAGCCCAUCUGCCUCCCGGACAAUGGCAUCACCUUUCCUGACAAUCACAAAUGCCAGAUUGCAGGAUGGGGACACAUGUAUGAGAAUGUUACGGGCUACUCCAGCUACUUACGAGAAGCAUUGCUUCCUCUCAUUCCUGAUCACAAAUGUAGCAGCCCCGAAGUUUAUGGUGCGGACAUCACCCCCAACAUGUUCUGUGCUGGUUACUUCGACUGCAAAUCAGAUGCCUGUCAGGGUGACUCAGGCGGGCCCCUAGCCUGUGAAAAGAAUGGGGUUUCUUACCUAUAUGGGAUCAUCAGCUGGGGCGAUGGCUGUGGCAGGUUCUACAAGCCGGGCGUUUAUACUCGAGUGACCAACUAUGUGGAUUGGAUCAAUGACAAGAUAUGGCCUCCCAAGAAAGUAACCUCUGCCACUGAUGCCUGAGUAAGCCAUGAGGAAUCCGCCUGGCCCUGCUCUGCCUCUGGACGUCACUGGAUGUAUUCUUCAUCACAAGCGUGUGGUUGCAUUGAACUAUGCUGACUCUUCGUAAGGAUAUUUUGCCAUGACAAUAAU
Vombatus ursinus (common wombat) is the source of this 2111-nucleotide messenger RNA. It is a transcript of the gene HGFAC, whose product is annotated as HGF activator. Gene Ontology annotation, biological process: zymogen activation; blood coagulation. NCBI's taxonomy places the organism in Eukaryota, Metazoa, Chordata, Mammalia, Diprotodontia, Vombatidae. Gene Ontology annotation, cellular component: extracellular region; rough endoplasmic reticulum. The transcript has 14 exons. Gene Ontology annotation, molecular function: calcium ion binding; serine-type endopeptidase activity. The coding region runs from base 162 to 1982 and encodes 606 amino acids. The record is from RefSeq and is a predicted model, not a curated record.